AUGAAAGAAAAAGUUCGAAACCUUAUUUUUGGUUGCAUCUCAGUUUUGGGAGGCGUUUUAAUCCAUUUCGCCUUUGGUUUCUUCUAUAGUACUGCUAACAUUGUACCCUAUAUUAUUAGUUACAUCGUAGUACGGGUUGACCCGGAAUUGCCAAAUACAUCAUCAGUUUGGAUAUCUGGUAUUGCUUUGGCUAUGCAGGGCGUUUCUAUGCCAUUUGGUGGAUUGGUUGCCAGGAAGUGGGGCUUUCGUAUUGUUGUUGCUGUCAGUUGUUUACUUGAUAGGCAUUUUACGCAUCCUGAUAUCCUUGAUCGGGUUCCAGUUGCGUUUUUGAUUCUUGGUGGUAUUCUUCUUGCAUUACAAAUAAUUGGAUUUAUAUUAUUGCGUCCAAAACCACUUGAAAGUACACAAGAUCGAGACACAGAACUGGUUGUGCGAAAUAGAAUAAAUUCUGAUCCUAAUCCAGUUAUUGGACGUUAG
Schistosoma intercalatum is the source of this 477-nucleotide messenger RNA. The record is from the annotation of a GenBank genome assembly. Lineage: Eukaryota; Metazoa; Platyhelminthes; Trematoda; Strigeidida; Schistosomatidae.